Molecule: messenger RNA, 1405 nt
Organism: Conger conger (European conger)
Lineage: Eukaryota; Metazoa; Chordata; Actinopteri; Anguilliformes; Congridae
Gene: dpep1
Product: dipeptidase 1
Exons: 11
Biological process (GO): proteolysis
Molecular function (GO): metallodipeptidase activity
Source: RefSeq, a predicted model, not a curated record
UUCAGACACAGGCCUCAAAUCUCUCAGGGAUUUCAGGACAGGAACGUCUCAUACGGCGCUACUCAACUCCCCGUCCUGAGGGCCGCGGUGUCUGCAGAAUCAUUAAUGACGUGGUGGUUUCGGGCACUGUGGGCAGUGGUGGCCUUCGCACACUGCACAGCUGUGGACCGCAGCAGGGAGAAAGCCGUACAGCUGAUGACGGAGACGCCUCUGAUAGAUGGACACAACGACCUGCCCUGGCAGAUGAGGAGGCAGUUCAACAACCAGCUUAUCAAAGUGGACCUGAACACCAUCCAAACCACACACACCAACAUCCCCAAAAUUAAAGCGGGCCGCCUGGCAGCACAGGUACAGUAAUUCUGGUCCGCCUACGUACCGUGCGACACGCAGGACAAGGACGCGGUCAGACAAACUCUUGAACAGAUUGACAUCGUCCGCAGGAUGUGUGACGCAUACCCAGAAUCCUUCAUGUUCGCCACCAGUAGCCAAGACAUAAUGGACGCCUUCGCCCAGAACAAAACAGCCAGCCUGAUUGGUGUAGAGGGCGGGCACUCCAUCGACAGCAGCCUGGGAAUUCUGCGGAUCAUGUACCAGCUGGGCGUACGCUACCUCACCCUCACGCAUAGCUGCAACACACCCUGGGCUGAUAACUGGAGAGUCGACACAGGAUCAGAAGCACCGGUGCAUAACGGACUGUCUGCAUUUGGCAGACAAGUGAUAAGAGAGAUGAAUCGCCUGGGGAUGCUGAUCGACUUGGCGCACGUGUCCGAGGAGGUGAUGAAUCAGGUGCUGGACCUGUCCGAGGCCCCGGUCAUCUUCAGCCACUCCUCUGCGUACUCUAUAUGCCAACACAAGAGGAAUGUUCCAGAUGCUGUCCUUAAGAGACUGAGAGACAAGGCAGGGAUCGUCAUGGUGAACUUCUACAAUGACUAUGUCACGUGCAGCAAAAAGGCCAAUCUCUCGCAAGUGGCAGAUCACUUUGACCACAUCAAGAUGGUAGCUGACUAUACAGUCAUCGGCUUUGGCUCCGAUUUUGAUGGAGUAAGUAGAUUGCCCCAGGGCCUGGAGGAUGUCUCCAAGUUCCCUGACCUGGUGGCGGAGCUGUUGAGGCGGGGCUGGAACGACACGGAGGUGAAAGGGGCUCUGGGGGAGAACGCGCUGAGGGUCUUCAGGGAGGUGGAGAGGGUGCGGGAGAGCCAGAGGAAUUACUUCCCCGAUGAGGUGCCCAUUCCCUAUGAGCAGCUGGAGAAGACCUGCAGGACCAGCCACGGCUACGCGAUGUCGGGCAGCUCCGGAAACUCCGCAUCCCAGAGUCCGGUUGUUCUGGCUCUAGCCACACUGUUGUCGUGGUUUUUCUGGGCCCCGUCCUAUUCCUGCUGACAAUAAAUAUCCUACUACUCUCGUC